Helianthus annuus (common sunflower) is the source of this 1284-nucleotide messenger RNA. Its product is annotated as peroxidase 17. Gene Ontology annotation, molecular function: peroxidase activity; heme binding. The record is from RefSeq and is a predicted model, not a curated record. Lineage: Eukaryota; Viridiplantae; Streptophyta; Magnoliopsida; Asterales; Asteraceae. Gene Ontology annotation, biological process: response to oxidative stress; hydrogen peroxide catabolic process. The transcript has 3 exons. Bases 79 to 1179 code for a protein of 366 amino acids.
AAAGUUGAUGUACACAUCACAUAUUUGAUAUUUACAUUGGUUGUGGUUCAAACCUUAUCCCCCACUUUCACCCAUACAAUGCAUCCUCUUUAUAAUAAAGUUAAAAACACACUACACAAAACCCUCCCUUCAAAACCUUUUCUGGGAAUAAUGUGUCUCCUCCUCCUCCCCUUCAUCAUCUUCCUCCACCUCCUUCCGGCCACCAUCCCUUCCGCAGCACCACCGCUCCACCCGGGUUACUACGCCAAUUCUUGCCCAAAUGCCGAACUCAUCGUCCGAAACGUCAUGAAAAAGGCCAUGAUCCGAGAACCCCGAAGCGGAGCUUCCGUCAUGCGAUUUCAAUUCCAUGAUUGUUUCGUUAACGGAUGUGAUGGAUCGAUGUUGUUGGAUGAUACUCCAACGAUGCUCGGAGAGAAGCUAUCUUUGUCGAACAUAGAUUCGUUGCGAUCGUACGAGGUUGUCGAUGAAAUCAAGGAAGCACUUGAGACGGCCUGCCCCCGGACUGUUUCUUGUGCGGAUAUCAUUAUCAUGGCCUCUAGGGAUGCCGUCGCUCUGAGUGGAGGUCCGGAUUGGGAAGUGAAGCUGGGAAGAAAAGAUAGCCUAACCGCAAGUCAAGAGGAUGCCGAUGCCAUAAUGCCUAGUCCGCGAGCGAACGCAACCACCCUCAUCGAUCUCUUUGCCAAAUUUGACCUCUCGGUCAAAGAUUUAGUAGCCCUUUCGGGCUCACACUCGAUUGGUAACGGGCGUUGUUUCUCCAUUGUGUUUAGGCUCUACAAUCAAUCAGGCACAGGCCGCCCAGACCCCUCCAUCGAGCCAAAGUUUAGACAAAAGUUAGACAAACUUUGCCCACUUGGUGGUGAUGGGAAUGUCACAGGCGAUUUGGACUUUACGCCUCGCAUCUUCGACAAUCAAUAUUUCAAAGAUUUGGUAAAUGGAAGAGGGUUUUUGAAUUCUGAUGAAACAUUGUACACUUAUUGGAAAACAAGAGAGUAUGUUAAAAGGUAUAGUGAGGAUCAAGAUGAGUUCUUUAGGGACUUUGUUGAGGGGAUGAUUAAGAUGGGCGACUUACAAUCGGGGCGGCCCGGGGAGAUUCGGAAGAAUUGUAGGGUGGUCAACGGUGGUCCACCGAUGGACUUGGUGGUGGAUGGAUAUAAAGAUAGGAGGAUAUUGAGUUAUUAGAGUUGAGUUGAACACAUUAUGUAUUUAUCAUGAAUAUGGAUAAUGUAGCAUAUGGUGUCAACUUUUUAUAUAAGUUAUAUUAAUUAGAGUUGUGGGUUAAAGAUU